AUGGUCACACGGCCACACGGCACAGCGGGAGGGCUCACGUGGGCUUGCCAAGUGAGGGCGCAGUCGGGAGGGAAUGUGGACACUCUCUCUUGCCCAGGUCCCCAACCUCCCAGCGUUAGGGGCUGCUCCACCCUUGGCUCCUGCUGGGGGACUGGAACGGUCCAGACUACCCACCUGGCUGUCACCUGCCCAUGCCCAUCUCGCCUGAGACGUCAUCUUGCCUGUGUGCCCACGGCACUGCCCCCACGCUGCUCCCUGGUCUGGUUCUGGAAAUCACCUCGCUUGCCCUGGGGCGUUCCCUGCCCCGGGCACCCAGCUGGGGGGGCAGAGCAGUGUAGCACGGCAUGGAUUCAAAUCUGCUUCUGCACUCACAGCUCCGCCAGGUCCUUUACCCUCCCGGUGCCUCAGUGUCCCCGCUCCACAGAGAUGGCAAGAGUCCUCCCGUCGCGGGUCGUGAGGACCAAGUUUUUUGGGAAAGCCGUGAAGCCAUGGGAUGGCACAGAGCAAGUGUUACUGACCUCUCUUCUACUACGAUUAACCAUCACUACUAACAUAUGCAUAACGUAUCUGUGUUAUGCAAGAACGUCCAGGAAAAUGACUUUGGUUUCCAAAGUUUCUGAUAACGGUUUUACCCCGAGCACGUUGAGGACGGCGGGUUGUCCUCCUGGGACAGAAGGCUGUACUGAAGUUUCCCCCCAAGCGGAACCGGGAUUAGCCAGGUCAACGUGGGUUAAACACAGAAAUCCGCUGGACGGUCAGCAAAGCCACGGCCUCUCAGCGGCUCAGGCUGCUGCGGUCCCUGGAGGGGGCUGUCAGGAGGGGAAGGAUGGCCUGGCCUGGGGGGUUGGGCCUGACCAGGAAAGCCAGGGCUCACCCCGAUGCCCCUGUGCGCCACGGCCUGGGUGCACACGUCGGAGACAAGCGACCCAGGAGAGGUGCUCUGAUCUCCGUCACAGGGUCCCUCUGAUGUUGCUUCUGCUGAAAGACCUCCCCUUCUUCCUCAAUACCUCUUCCUUUCUGGAACACAAAAAUGCUGUGGCUCUCUUACUAAUCUGACAGCUGCCUUAGCUUCCUGUGUCAUUCCUGUUAACAAAGGUAAUGCAACCCCGCG
This is a messenger RNA of Felis catus (domestic cat), 1111 nucleotides long. RefSeq lists its product as uncharacterized. The transcript has 2 exons. The record is from RefSeq and is a predicted model, not a curated record. Bases 1 to 1056 code for a protein of 351 amino acids. NCBI's taxonomy places the organism in Eukaryota, Metazoa, Chordata, Mammalia, Carnivora, Felidae.